AUGGAGGACGAACUGUUUGGCCAGGUCGUGUCUGUCUUCCAAAGCGUGGUGUCGUGGAUCGCUGCGGGGGCCAUGGUGUUUGGAGGGGUGGUCCCGUAUGUCCCCCAGUACAGAGACAUCAAGCGGACUCAGAACGCAGAGGGCUUCUCCACCUACGUGUGCCUGGUGCUGCUCGUGGCCAACAUCCUCAGAAUACUCUUCAGGUUUGGCCGAUACUUUGAGACGCUGUUACUGUGGCAGAGCUUCAUUAUGAUCGCCACCAUGCUCACCAUGCUCAACCUGUGCACGAGCGUCCGAGUGACCUCUGACCUCAACACCAAGAGGCGCUCAUUCAUAGCCACAGACUGUGCGGAGGAGGAGGUCAGGCUCCCAAAGCGCCUCUUUCUGGACUUUGACUGGGGGUACUUCUGGCUCUGGACUCGGUUUGUGGACUACGUGCAGUGCGUGGCGGCCUUCACGCUGGUGGCGGCCUACGUCACGUACUUGCUGCUGGACUCCGCACUCUUCGUGGAGUCUCUGGGGUUUCUGGCAGUGUUCACAGAGGCCAUGUUGGGAACGCCUCAACUUUACUGCAACUACCAGAACAAGUCCACAGAAGGAAUGAGCAUCAAGAUGGUGCUGAUGUGGACCAGCGGAGACACAUUCAAGACCGGAUACUUCCUCCUGACGCAGGCUCCGGUGCAGUUCUGGAUCUGCGGCCUGCUGCAAGUGUUUGUGGACUUUGCCAUUUUAUCCCAGGUUUAUUACUACAGCCGCUUCCCUCAGAAGCCCGUGUCGCACGCCGCCUCCCACACCUCCAGUGCCAAAGCUCUGUGA
Messenger RNA from Knipowitschia caucasica, 816 nucleotides. The record is from the annotation of a GenBank genome assembly. Lineage: Eukaryota; Metazoa; Chordata; Actinopteri; Gobiiformes; Gobiidae.